GAGAGAGAGAGAGAGGGAGAGAGAGAGAGAGAGGGAAAAAAAAGAUAGAGGGACAUAAAUAGGAGUGCGUCCUGCUGGUCGGGGGUGGGAGUGAAAGAGAGACACUGGGUGUGUUCAUCGCGCGCGAGAUUUGUUUAUCUCCUAUCGCAAUUAUAGUUAUCAAGUGUUCACAAAUAAUCCGGCAACCGAGUUCACGUUCUCGAUGGAAUUCGAUGCCAGGACUCGUGUUCGAUGAUCAAAAACCGGCCUCCACGUUGAUCGCGCGAUCGUCGGUUCAAAUGUUCCAAGUCGCGUCGUAAAGUUUGUUGAGAAAUUUGUUAAAAGAAAAAAAAUAAAAGAAAACUAGUACAAAGGUACGGGGAAACGCAGCUGCGGAAAUACGUACGAAAUAUCGCGUAAUAGAAAAAAGUAAUUAAGUAGAAUCCACCGCCGUUCCGUUCUGCGCCCAGAUCGGCAUCCUUCAACCACUGAUUUUCAUCGUUAACCGAUUUCGUACAUAGUUAGGGACGACUCGUUAGAGGAUUGCAAUGAUGGCGAACGGAAUGGACACAGUCGUACAACAAAACGGAGGCUCAACCCUCGGACAGACCUCGCAGGAAGAGUCGAAGACGAAUCUCAUAGUAAAUUACUUACCGCAGAGCAUGACACAGGAUGAGAUUCGUUCUCUGUUCUCCAGUAUAGGCGAGGUCGAAAGCUGCAAGCUAAUCCGUGAUAAGCUCAGCGGUCAGAGUUUGGGUUACGGUUUCGUCAACUAUCACCGGCCUGAAGAUGCCGAAAAGGCUAUAAACACGCUCAAUGGUCUUCGUUUGCAGAACAAAACCAUCAAGGUGUCGUACGCGAGACCGAGCAGCGAGGCGAUCAAGGGCGCGAAUCUAUACGUCAGCGGUUUGCCGAAAAAUAUGGCGCAACAGGAUCUGGAGAAUCUCUUCAGUCCCUACGGCAGAAUUAUCACGUCGCGGAUACUGUGCGACAACAUCACCGUACGACAGUUUGUGACCGGCGGCGGAGACAAUUUGCCCGGCCUGUCGAAGGGCGUCGGCUUCAUAAGGUUCGACCAGCGCGUCGAGGCUGAACGAGCGAUCCAAGAGCUGAAUGGCACCAUACCGAAGGGCUCGUCCGAGCCGAUCACCGUCAAGUUCGCCAACAAUCCUAGCAACAACAACAAGGCGAUACCGCCAUUGGCCGCCUAUCUCGCACCACAAGCCACGCGGCGUUUCGGCGGGCCGAUCCACCAUCCGACCGGCCGCUUCAGGUACAUUCCACUGUCGCCACUAUCCAGCACUGGCAAGGCCAUGCUUGCCAUUAACAAAGGCUUACAGAGGUACAGUCCUCUGGCGGGUGACCUUCUCGCGAACUCGAUGCUGCCCGGUAACACGAUGAACGGCGCCGGCUGGUGCAUCUUCGUGUACAACCUCGCACCCGAGACUGAAGAGAAUGUGCUCUGGCAGCUGUUCGGACCCUUCGGCGCCGUCCAAUCGGUCAAGGUCAUACGCGACCUUCAGACAAACAAGUGCAAGGGCUUCGGGUUCGUGACGAUGACCAAUUACGAGGAGGCGGUGGUGGCCAUACAGAGCUUGAACGGGUACACCCUGGGCAACCGCGUGCUCCAGGUCAGCUUCAAGACGAAUAAGAGCAAGGCGGCGUAGG
Messenger RNA from Atta colombica, 1647 nucleotides. Its product is annotated as ELAV-like protein 3. The transcript has 8 exons. Gene Ontology annotation, cellular component: ribonucleoprotein complex. Lineage: Eukaryota; Metazoa; Arthropoda; Insecta; Hymenoptera; Formicidae. Gene Ontology annotation, molecular function: RNA binding. The record is from RefSeq and is a predicted model, not a curated record. Bases 528 to 1646 code for a protein of 372 amino acids.